Molecule: messenger RNA, 3025 nt
Organism: Mya arenaria
Lineage: Eukaryota; Metazoa; Mollusca; Bivalvia; Myida; Myidae
Product: probable ATP-dependent RNA helicase DHX35
Exons: 25
Coding region: 111-2213 (700 amino acids)
Cellular component (GO): catalytic step 2 spliceosome; intracellular anatomical structure
Molecular function (GO): ATP binding; RNA binding
Source: RefSeq, a predicted model, not a curated record
UAUUUUACAGGACGAAAAAGUUCGGGAAAUAGUUUAGAUAUUUUUGGUCCUACGAUUUUUUCUCUUAAAAUUAAGUUAAUAAACGUGACACUGUUCAAAACUUUGUAAUUAUGAGUUCAAAAAUGAAAUUUUGGAAGCCAGGUGAGGAGGCCCCAGGGCGUGGCCUUCAGGAAGAGAGGGGAUCAGGACGUGAGGGGGAAGCCCAGCCAGCUGUGUACAACCCAAACAAGUCCCUAUCUAUAGAACAACAGAGACAAAAACUGCCAAUCUUCAAGGUGAGGAACCAUAUUCUGUACAUGGUAGAGAAGUACCAGACAGUUGUCAUUGUUGGAUCCACAGGCUGUGGGAAAAGUACACAGAUUCCACAGUACUUGCUGGAAGCCGGUUGGGGAGAUGAAGGUCACCUUAUAGGCAUUACCCAGCCACGAAGGGUGGCUGCCAUCACAGUGGCUAACCGGAUAGCAGAAGAGAAAGGCUGUCUAUUGGGGGAUGAGGUUGGGUAUCUCAUACGGUUUGACGAUUGUACAGAUGCACACAAAACUCGCAUCAAGUGCAUGACAGAUGGAAUGCUGAUCCGAGAGAUCAUGCAAGACCCACUCCUUUCGAAAUACAGUGUUGUCAUGUUGGACGAAGCCCAUGAGAGGACACUCUAUACUGACAUCAUUCUUGGGCUUGUGAGAAAGAUCCAACAGAAACGGGAAGACUUACGGGUAAUUGUGGCCUCUGCGACCCUCAAUGCUGAGGAGAUCAAAGACUUUUUCAACAGAAAUGAAUCAUCAGAUUUUAGUAAGGACACAGCGGCCAUUUUGAGCAUAGAGGGGAGAACCCAUCCUGUCGACAUUCACUACUCACUUGAUCCAGUACCAGACUAUGUGAAGGCCACAGUGGAGACCAUUGUGAAGAUUCACAACAAUGAGAAACAAGGAGAUGUGCUCGCCUUCCUUACUGGCAUGGAUGAGGUGAACACAGUGACAUCAAUGUUAAUAGAGGAAGCUAAAAAGCUGGUAAAAGUGAAAGACGCCAUGAGGAUGAAGAUUGUCCCAAUGCAUGGCAGUCUGCCUGGCGCUGAACAGAUGAAGGUAUUUGAGAGAACACCCAAGAACUGUCGGAAGAUUGUUGUGGCGACAAACAUAGCUGAAACCUCCAUCACCAUAAACGGCAUUGUCUAUAUUGUUGACAGUGGAUUCGUAAAAAUUAAGAACUACCAUCCAAAGACGGGUAUUGAGUCACUGAUAGUUGUACCAGUUUCCCAGGCAUCCGCUGACCAGCGGGCAGGCCGUGCAGGGAGAGUAAGGGCCGGAAAGGCUUUCAGACUGUAUACUGAAUCAUCUUAUGAGAAGUUAUCAGAGAAUACUGUUCCGGAAAUGCAGAGAUCCGAUCUGGCCCCUGUUAUACUCCAACUUAAAGCCCUUGGCAUUGCAAAUGUGCUCAGAUUUCAUUUCCUUUCUGCCCCUCCGGCUCAAAACAUGGUUCGAGGUUUAGAACUUCUAUAUGCGUUAGGAGCCCUUGAUGACAACGGUAACUUGACGUCUCCUCUCGGUCUCAGAAUGGCGGAGUGUCCACUUACCCCCUCUUUUGCGAAGAUGCUGCUGGUCUCUGGAGAGUUUGGCUGCUCAGAAGAGGUUGUUAUUGUAGCAGCCAUGUCACAGAUACAAAAUGUCUUUGUAACCCCAACAGGGCAAAGACAUACUGCAGAUCGUAUGAAGAAAAAGUUUUCUGUUGAAGAAGGGGAUCAUGUUUCUCUAGUAAACACUUACAGGGCAUUCAUUAAGUAUGGCUCGUCGAAAGCUUGGUGCCAUGAGAACCUUCUCAACUACAAGGGUCUGGUACGUGCCGGGGAGAUACGACAUCAACUCACGAGGAUACUACAGAGAUUCAACAUACCAAUACUGUCGUGUGGAGAGGAUGUUGAGCCGCUAUGCAAGUGCAUCACAGCGGGCCUUUUUGCCAACACAGCACGAUUUCACCCGAGUGGAGUGUACCGUACUGUAAGGGAUGACCACACCCUGUAUAUACAUCCCACCUCUGUGUUGUACACAGAGAAGCCCCCAAAAUGGGUUGUUUUCAAUGAGGUGGUUCAGACGACCAAGGACUACAUGCGAGAUGUGACUGUCAUCGAUCCAGGCUGGCUCUGUGAACUGGCACCAGACUUCUACCAGUUUGGAACUGAGAGGGAAAUAGCUGCGAAAAGGACAAGAAGGGACGCAAGCUGAUGCAGAUUGCCUCAUCAUUUUAUAGUUCAUCAUAAAUCUUGGUGCAAAAAAAUCUGGCUCAUUGGCUGUUUUACCACAGGAUGUCAUUACAAAACAUUGAGCAAAAAUCCUGCACUGAAUCUAUCAAAAAGUGACACAUUGAUGUUUAUGCUUUGAAAGCAUAAAGCUUGAAAAAUCGCAUGGAAAUAAGGCAUUUUAUUGAGGUGCCAAAUAGUGCUUUGGAUUGACGUUUUAUUAAUAGUGAUUUCGUGUGACAUUUUGAAAUGUCCAUGUAUCAUAAAAACUUUACCUUAGGUCAAAGCCUUUGAUUUGGAAUUGAUUUUCACUUUUGCACAAUAUGAUGAUUAUUUAUUCAAUAAAAAAAUGAAUCUGCCAAAAUAUUGACUUUGAUGCUUGUUUCAUUUUGUAUAUGCUCAUACACCAAAAUAGAUAAAGAUGUCAUUGGAAUUUGAUACCAGAAAAAUGGUAUGCAGAUAAAAAAAAAAAGCUGCAGGAUUACAGCUGUUGUAUGGACAAACCAUAAUCAGAUUGUAAAAUGGACAUUGAAAAGACUGAUUCCAAGACUUGUAUAUACAUGAGACGCAUAGGGCCAAGUUUCUAAGAAAAUCUGGACGCUGUUUUAAUGAGAUGUAUCAACGUGAGCUUAAGAGAACUAGGAGAUCCCCAUUAAAUUAUGGGCAGAAUCUAUACGAUAAAUGUUUAUACAAUAAUUCUAUUGAUAUGCAGUUUGCGUGAUAACUUCAAAAUAUUAUCCUUUUAAAAUUUUGGACUCGACUGGUAGAUAUGUUUAUAUGGAUGGAUUUGUGUUGAUU